AUUCCAAAUAGUGCUUCUUCUCCAGGCUGUAGCUAAGCGCCAAAGCCCUCUCUAUAUAAGAAACCCAUGGUCUCCAAGACUGUAUCUCUGAUAUAGGAACUGGGAUAGAAACAGGCGGAGCCAAAGCUAAUUAAGGUUGUGUUGCUAAGUUGACACACAUAUCGCAAUGGGGAGCAACGAGGGCAGCGGUGGCGAGGGAAAGCAGACGAUGGUGGUGCCUGAGAUCAAGUUCACCAAGCUCUUCAUCAACGGCGAGUUCGUCGACGCCGCCUCCGGCAAGACUUUCGAGACGAGGGACCCUCGAACAGGCGACGUGCUGGCCAACAUCGCGGAGGCGGACAAAGCAGACGUGGACCUCGCCGUCGCCGCCGCCAGGGAGGCCUUCGAGCAUGGCCCGUGGCCCCGCAUGUCAGGAUACGCGAGGGGCAGGGCCUUGAGCAAGCUGGCCGACCUGGUGGAGCAGCACAUCGAGGAGCUGGCGCAGCUGGACGGCGCCGACGCCGGGAAGCUGCUGCUGCUGGGCAAGAUCAUCGACAUCCCGCACGCGGUGCAGAUGCUGCGCUACUACGCCGGCGCGGCCGACAAGAUCCACGGCGAGACCCUGCGCGUGUCCGGCAAGUACCAGGGGCACACCCUCAAGGAGCCCGUCGGCGUCGUCGGCGUCAUCAUCCCGUGGAACUUCCCCAGCCUCAUGUUCUUUCUCAAGAUCAGCCCGGCCCUCGCCGCUGGAUGCACCGUCGUCGUCAAGCCAGCCGAGCAGACCCCACUUUCGGCGCUCUUCUACGCUAACCUCGCAAAGGAGGCCGGUAUUCCGGAAGGAGUGAUCAACGUCGUGCCAGGUUUCGGCCCGACCGCCGGCGCCGCCAUAGCCUCCCACAUGGACAUCGACAGCGUUGCCUUCACUGGCUCUGGCGAAGUCGGCCGCCUCGUGAUGGAGGCAUCUGCACGGAGCAACCUGAAGACGGUCUCACUUGAGCUCGGCGGCAAGUGUCCGCUGAUAAUCUUCGACGACGCCGACGUGGACAUGGCGGUGGAGCUCUCAAGGCUCGCCAUCUUCUUCAACAAGGGAGAGGUUUGCGUCGCCGGGUCUCGUGUUUAUGUUCAGGAAGGGAUCUACGACGAGUUCGUCAAGAAGGCCGUCGUGGCAGCACAGAACUGGAAAGUUGGAGAUCCCUUCGAUGUCACCACCAACAUGGGUCCCCAGGUUGACAAGGUCCAGUUCGAGAGGGUCCUAAAGUACAUUGAUAUUGGCAAGAGCGAGGGGGCGACUCUUCUCACCGGCGGCAAACCCACCGGCGACAAAGGAUACUACAUUGAGCCUACCAUAUUUGCAGAUGUCAAGGAGGACAUGAAGAUCGCGCAAGAUGAGAUCUUUGGCCCUGUGAUGUCCCUCAUGAAGUUCAAGACGGUCGAUGAGGCGAUAGAGAAGGCCAACUGCACCAAGUACGGACUUGCCGCCGGGAUCAUCACCAAGGAUCUGAACAUCGCCAACAAGGUAUCAAGGUCGGUGCGCGCCGGGACCGUGUGGGUGAACUGCUACUUCGCCUUCGACCCCGAGGCGCCCUUCGGCGGGUACAAGAUGAGCGGCUUCGGCCGGGACCAGGGGAUGAUGGCCAUGGACAAGUACAUGCAGGUCAAGAGCGUGAUCACCGCAGUCCCUGACUCGCCUUGGUAUUAGACAAGGCACUGCAAAGGUUCUACUUUCUGUGCACUGUACACGCUUGAUGAGUUCGUCGGUGCUUGUGUAUAGCAGUCCUUGCUUUGUGCCUGGUUUGUUGGAUGUGCCAGUUUGUUGGAGCCGUGUGAUGGUGAAAUUGAUUUUCGUCCGAUCUUUCGCUAUGUAUUUGACAAUGGAUGUAACAUCAUCGUUCUGAAA
Lolium rigidum is the source of this 1876-nucleotide messenger RNA. Its product is annotated as aldehyde dehydrogenase family 2 member C4-like. The transcript is spliced from 8 exons. Lineage: Eukaryota; Viridiplantae; Streptophyta; Magnoliopsida; Poales; Poaceae. Gene Ontology annotation, molecular function: aldehyde dehydrogenase (NAD+) activity. The record is from RefSeq and is a predicted model, not a curated record. Bases 167 to 1678 code for a protein of 503 amino acids.